Pantherophis guttatus is the source of this 522-nucleotide messenger RNA. The record is from RefSeq and is a predicted model, not a curated record. Lineage: Eukaryota; Metazoa; Chordata; Lepidosauria; Squamata; Colubridae.
CACAUCCACCCACCCAGCCAUCUAUCCUUCCAUACAUCCACCCACCCAGCCAUCUAUCCUUCCACCCAUUCACCCACCCAUCCAUCAUCGAUCUCUCCAGCCAUCUAUCCAUCUCUCCAACCAUCCAUCCACCCACCCACCCACCCAUCCAUCGAUCCAUCCAUCCAUUCAUCCAUCCAUCUGUCCAUCCGUCCAUCCAUCCAUCCAUCCAUCCAUCCAUCCAUCCAUCCAUCUAUCCAUCUAUCAAUCCAUCUAUCCUUCCACCCACCCACCCACCCACCCACCCAUCUCCUUCCACCCACCCAACCAUCUAUCCUUCCACCCAUUCACCCACCCAUUCACCCACCUACCCAUCCAUCAUCGAUCUAUCCAUCAAUCUAUCCAUCUCUCCAACCAUCCAUCCCCCCCAUCCAUCCAUCCAUCCAUCCAUCCACCCAUCCAUCCAUGCAUCCAUCCAUCUAUCCAUCCAUCCAUCCAUCCAUCCAUCCAUCUAUCCAUCCAUCAUCAAUCCAUCCGUCCGUC